Messenger RNA from Haliotis rubra (blacklip abalone), 710 nucleotides. RefSeq names its product ankyrin repeat and SAM domain-containing protein 6-like. The transcript has 3 exons. The coding region runs from base 10 to 483 and encodes 157 amino acids. Gene Ontology annotation, molecular function: protein binding. The record is from RefSeq and is a predicted model, not a curated record. NCBI's taxonomy places the organism in Eukaryota, Metazoa, Mollusca, Gastropoda, Lepetellida, Haliotidae.
AAAAACAAGAUGGAGAAAAAGGGGGAACCUCAGCGUAUAAUCGGGAUGACUGGCGGGCAGGCCACCAACAGCUAUGUGGCGGGGCAGAUUGAAGGGGGAAUGGGCAACACCUAUCAUGCCCCACAGCAACAUGCUGAAAAGACAUUUCACAAUAAUGUGAGCGGAAGUUCAGGGGUGACGACCGUCAAUGAGGUCACAGGGGAUACGGUCAACAUUGGCAGUGGCAGCAAUCCCACCCAACAACCAGCGUCUCAAGCAGCAUCGACAAGUCCAGACAUCGAGCUGAUGACAGUCGAAGACGUUCAGAAUCGGAUGAUAAGAGAACGUUUUCCUGAAUCAGUACGGAAGAAAUUUGAGGAAAACGGCAUUGAUGGCAAAUACUUCGUGAACCUUUUGGAAGACGGCGUUUUGGAUGCGCUAGGUAUUACGUCACCUCUUGAUAAAAUGAAGAUAAAAACAAUUCUGGAAAAAAGUUCGAAAUAAUCCAGUUGACUACUUAAUUGAUGGUCACAUUUCGGGUUGACUCUGUUUAAACUUUUAACAGUGUGCAUGGCAUGAAACAUGAACUCUGAAAGUACCAGAGUAUUAAGUGAUAUUGAAUGUCAUUCAUCACAUCAAAGUAAUAUUUGUUUUAAUCAUACAAAGUAUUAUUAUGCAUCCUAUCAUCAUCAAAUGAUGUUUUGUUUUUAAUAAAAAGUACUCAUUUCUCA